Molecule: messenger RNA, 414 nt
Organism: Nilaparvata lugens (brown planthopper)
Lineage: Eukaryota; Metazoa; Arthropoda; Insecta; Hemiptera; Delphacidae
Product: sentrin-specific protease 1-like
Exons: 2
Coding region: 34-414 (126 amino acids)
Biological process (GO): protein desumoylation
Cellular component (GO): nucleus
Molecular function (GO): deSUMOylase activity
Source: RefSeq, a predicted model, not a curated record
AAGACCAUAUUAAUAUACAUUAUAGGUUUUUACAUGAAUUUGCUGAUCGAACGCAGCAAAAAAGAAGGUCUUCCCAAGGUGUAUGCCUUCAACACCUUCUUCUAUCCAAAGUUGAUGGAGUCGGGCCAUGCGUCCCUCAAAAGGUGGACCAGAAAGAUAGAUAUUUUCUCGCAGGACUUGAUCAUUGUUCCUGUACAUCUGGGCGUGCACUGGUGCAUGGCUAUAAUGGAUUUUAGGAGUAAAAGAGUUGAAUACUAUGACAGUAUGGGAAGUCAUAACAAUAAAUGUCUCACAGCUCUUCUCAAGUAUCUGGAAGAAGAAAGUAAAGAUAAAAAGAAAACGAUCGUUAUACAUAUAACGAUCAUAUCAAAUUUCUGGUGGAAUCAUCAUGAAAGUACCCAGAUGAGUCAUUAA